AGCCGAACCCCUCCCCGCCCGGCUUAUCUGUCAUCGUUCAACAGCCCCAAACCCAAACCCAAACCCACCCCAAUCCCAUUUACCAACACAACCCUAAAGCCGUCAAGAUGUCUGCGUGGGACACCGAGACCGUCAAGAUCGGCAAGAACGUCAGCCGCGGCGGUGCCGCCGCGCGCGAGACGGUCGUCCGUGGCCAGUCGGCUCUCAACGCAGCGCGGAGAACGGGCGCGGCCAUCACGACCGAGAAGAAGUUUGCCACAGGCAAUGCCUCCGGCGGCGUCGAGGGCCAGCGGCUGACCAUGGUGGACCGGUCGGACGACAUCGUCAAGCCCAAGACGGUCGGGGCGGAGGUGGGCAAGGCGAUCCAGAAGGCGCGGGCCGAGUUCGAGCAGGCCAACGGCAACAAGGGCCUGACGCAGAAGGAGCUGGCGACCAAGUGCAACACGACCCCGACCGUCGUCGCCGGCUUCGAGCGCGGCGACGCCACCCCGGACCAGAAGGUGCUCGCCGCCAUGGAGCGCGUGCUCAACGUCAAGCUGCGCGGCUCCGACAUCGGCAAGCCCAAGUUCGAGCGCAAGGCUAAGAAAUAAAUCAAAGUUUGUCGAUCGGCGACGUUCUCUUCCUUUUUUUAUUUCUUUCUUGCAUGCAAUACCUGGGACUCUCUUUCUUUCCUUGCAAUGACUGGGUUGGACGGCUGGGUUCU
This is a messenger RNA of Chaetomium fimeti, 703 nucleotides long. Its product is annotated as multi protein bridging factor 1-domain-containing protein. Bases 108 to 590 code for a protein of 160 amino acids. The transcript is spliced from 2 exons. Gene Ontology annotation, cellular component: nucleus. Gene Ontology annotation, molecular function: DNA binding. NCBI's taxonomy places the organism in Eukaryota, Fungi, Ascomycota, Sordariomycetes, Sordariales, Chaetomiaceae. The record is from RefSeq and is a predicted model, not a curated record.